CUUGUCAUCUUCUGACAAACUCAAAAGCUGCGAGACCUUUCAUCUUCCUCGAUUUUCCCUCCUCAUUCACCAUCUCUCACAUCAUUUCUCCAUCCGGGAGAGGGGGGGAAAGCGGGGGAGGAAGAAGAAGAAAGAGAGAAAUCAUGGAGGUUGAUGGGUCGGAGUUCUCAAGCUUUGUGGCAAGUCAAGAAGUCGAAGAUCACAAGAGGGUCUCUGUCAUACUCAGGGAAGUCGUGGCCAGGCUUGAAGAAGACUGCAGAAAUCUCAGAAAAAAAGAGCAAAGUGAUCGGGAAACCAUAAAGCGUUUGUUGGAAGAAAUGGAGAAGAAAGAAAGAAAUUUCAGAGAGAAGCUCUUGGAGAUUGAAUGCAAGAAGAAGAAAGUGGAGAAUGCGGUUCUCGAGUGGAAGAACGAGUAUGCUGAGCUCGAAGCUCGGGUAUCGAAGAAGCAUGCAGGUGAGGAUGUUGCAGAGUUUGAGAGGAAAGAGGUGGAGCUCAAAGAGAAGUUAGCGAAGCUUGCAGAUGAUAACAAGGAUGUCGAGGCUCGGGCAGUGAGGGUUUCUGAUGAAAACUGCACUCUCGAGGGAAAAGUGAAUUCUCAUCACAAGGAGAAAGAGAAGAAGCUUACAGCUGAGGUUGAUGAUGGGGAAGAUGAGAUUCCUCUUAGCAAAUUAUACAGAAAGAAGAGACUUGCAGAGGUGUAUGAGGAUGAUAGGAAGGAUUCCCACUGUUUAAAGGAAUGUUCCGCUUCUCCGAAACUGAUUGAACUUGGAUGCAAAGGAGCACAAGGAAUCAAAACAACCAAACCAGUAGAGGAAAUUAACAGAGGGCCAAGUUUAAGGAAAAAGUUAAACAAAUCUGAUUUGAGCUGCUCUUUAACAGCAAGAAAACGAAGUUCUAUUGGUUACAUUGGGGUUGCCGAGAAAGGAGUUCCAAGUUACAACAGAAGGAACUCUAUGAACCAAACUCAUCGAGUAUAUACUGGCAGAACUCCAUCUUCUGAACAACGUGAACAUGCAGAAAAGAGAGCACAAAAAUUGCAAAAAAAUUGGAGGUCUUGCAACCCCACAUUCAUUAAAACUAUGGGAUUGUCACAUGUCUCCGGUAGCUUUUGGCUUAAUAUUCCUGUAAAAUUCUGCAAGGAGAACCUCCCUGCUUAUGAUCAGCAAAUGAUAUUACAAGAUGAGGAGGGUUUGGAGUAUAAGGUCAACUAUAUUAGUCAUAGCACUGGUUUUAGUGGUGGGUGGUUAAAUUUUGCGAGAGCGCAUAAAUUGGAACUUGGUGAUGCAUUACUAUUUGAAUUACACGGGCCAGCAAUGUUUAAGGUAUGAUUGUGUUCUGCAUAUGCCUGUUUUCUGUACUUCAUAUGGAUUAUUUGUGCUUACCCUUGAUAUUCAUGAAAGGUUUGAAUUUUAGUCCUCUGUCGUUUAGAUAGUGUUACGAUACAGU
This is a messenger RNA of Asparagus officinalis (garden asparagus), 1446 nucleotides long. RefSeq names its product B3 domain-containing protein Os06g0194400-like. The coding region runs from base 144 to 1328 and encodes 394 amino acids. Gene Ontology annotation, molecular function: DNA binding. The record is from RefSeq and is a predicted model, not a curated record. The transcript has 5 exons. Lineage: Eukaryota; Viridiplantae; Streptophyta; Magnoliopsida; Asparagales; Asparagaceae.